Colletotrichum lupini is the source of this 933-nucleotide messenger RNA. RefSeq names its product necrosis inducing protein. Lineage: Eukaryota; Fungi; Ascomycota; Sordariomycetes; Glomerellales; Glomerellaceae. The transcript has 2 exons. The record is from RefSeq and is a predicted model, not a curated record. The coding region runs from base 1 to 933 and encodes 310 amino acids.
AUGUUAUCUCGAUCGUCAGCUUCACUCUUUUUCCUCGGCCUCCUUACACUCACUACCGGCCGAACUUUGUCUCCAAGGGGCGAAGGUGAUGUUGCCGUGGCCCCUGGGUUUAAGAAUCACGACCAGAUCGUGCCGUUCCAGCAGCAGGCCGCAGACGGCAUCGAUGGCGAGCUCGAGCUACGGUUCAAACCUUGGCUUAAUGACAAAAGCGGCUGUUUCCCGUACGCUGCGGUUGACAAAGACGGUUUCCAUGGUGCUGGACUGAGGCCCACUGGCAAGAGCGGCGGUCAAUGUCGUGAUAGCUCCAGGGCUCAGGUUUACUCCAGAGUCGGUAAAUCUAAUGAUCGCACUGGCGUUCUGUUCUCGUGGUACCUACCCAAGAUUCAGAACGAUGAGCGCCAUAAGCAUUACUACAUGAGCAUCGUAGUUUGGGUUCACACUGAUAAGUGUAACGCAAAAGUUGAUGACUAUCUCAUGCUCGGCGUUUCUUAUUCCACUGGCACAACAACCUGGGACAAAGCCUCAAGUUCUAAAACCAUGCUCACUGCCGGUGACAGCGGCAUCCAGAAUGCUAUGAACACCCACCCCAUUAUUGGCUAUGAUGGCAAAAUGAACGUCUUUCCCUCAAGCGAAAGCGCUCAGUGGGCGCUUAGCCCCCCUAUGGUCAGCUGGAACAAGCUAUCCAAGCCAGCCCUCGACCAGUUCAAUGGCAUCCGAUAUGAGCAUGCUCGCUGCCCUUUCAACGAAAACAACUUUCAAGCCACCUUGGACGCUGCUUUCAACGGCGACUUCUACCACAACCUUCCGGCUGAGCCUACCAAUGGCUGCAAGACCGAAACCGAAGCCCCCACGCCCACGCCCGAAGACGGCCAUGACUUGUUCGACAUUGACUUCAACGUACCUGACGGCGUUGUGCCCGACGAUGGCAACUAG